This is a messenger RNA of Stegodyphus dumicola, 1152 nucleotides long. Its product is annotated as putative RNA polymerase II nuclear localization protein SLC7A6OS. The record is from RefSeq and is a predicted model, not a curated record. Lineage: Eukaryota; Metazoa; Arthropoda; Arachnida; Araneae; Eresidae. Gene Ontology annotation, biological process: developmental process.
AAAUGCGGAAUUCUGGCAACAUGGUUUCUAUCCAAUUCCGCUCGCAUAUAUGUUGUAUGAGGUAAGCAAGAGAUUCUUUGGAGGUAAGUGUGAUAGUAUUUCUGUUUUCGGCGAAAAUUAAGAAUGGCGGCUGUUUUGCGCUUGAAGCGGAAAGCUUGUGAUGAACCUGCUGAAGGACUGAUAAUAGCAUUGAAAAGACCAAAGUGUGAGGAGAACGUGAAUGAAGUCUUUUUCAAAUUUGCUGUUACUGUGAAAAGCGAGAAAGAAUCCAUCAAAAAUCAUAUUCAGGCUGCUCUGUCGAAAGAAAAAGUUCUUUCUUAUUCCAGAUGGCGUGAUAAAAAAAAUGCUGUUCGCCAGAAAAAUGUUCAUCAGAUUUGUCAGAAGUUGAAAGCUGAGCAUAAAGCUGCAAAUGAAAAGAAACGUUUAGAUCUCUUGAACAAUCGACGCUUAAUUUUUAGUGAAACUGUUCCUGUCGAGGACGAUAAUGAACACGAAUCUCUUGAUAAAGACAUAGAAGUUCGAAAAUUAUUUCAAUUGUAUGAUAUUAUUGAAGAAAACGAAGAUGUUAAAAAACAGGGUGAGGAAUUGGAAAGCAUUAUCACGUGUAACAAUCAAGCUCUUAUUCGAGAAAAAACAGAUUAUGUUUAUGAUGUAUAUAUUGCUGAUGUUCCUAUCGAUGAUACAUUUAUUGACAGUGCUGUAUGUGUGCGACCGUAUUCCUUGAUAAUAGAUGAUGAUAUAUACUUUGGAGACAGUGAAGAUUCUCAAGAGUGUUAUGAGGAUGAAGAUGACAGCAAUGAUGAAAAUAAUUGGCGAAAUGAUUAUCCGGAUGAAUCUGAUUCCGAUAAAGAUGAUAUUGAAUCUGAUUAUGACAUUCAUGAAUAUCACAAUGAAGAAAUAAUUUAUGCUUUGGAUAAGUUUGAUAUGAUGAUGAUGAGGAGGAGGAGGAGGGUGAACAGUAUGACUCUUCUCGUGUUUUACAAGAGUUAUCAGCUGAUGAUGAGGAUGAUUAGCUUUUGUUUUAUUUCAUUACAAAAGUCAGUUUUAAUGGCAAAAACAUGUUGUAUUAGUGAUUUUGUGUGUGUGUAAAAAUUGAAAUAUUGUACAAAUGUAUAUUUUUUUAAUGUGAUAAAUGUUUGUAUUUGACAUUCA